CUAUCCCCAAAACACGAAGGGCUUGGAAUCCAGGAUCAUUCAGGACCUGCAGGCAUUCAAGCAGAAUGCUAGAGUUUCAAGCUGCCUACGUCAAUGGAACCACAAAAGACUGAUAUAUACAAAGAAUAAGAACAUUGUCAGAAUUCUGGGGGGAAUCAUGCCGAACCACACAUUCAGUCGUAAAGAUCCAGCUCAAGACAACCCCAAUCAUGAGACAUCACAACUAACCGUGGAAAAUGUGACAAAGUUAGAACACGCAUAUGAAUCUGUUGAAGGGGUAUUUCAUGAAACUCGGAUGGUGGAAGAAUACAUCAGGAGGACACAACAGUCUUCAGUGAAUAUAGGUCAAAAUAACACAGACAGUUUGGUGGAAAAUUCUACAUGUCCUGCAGCACCAUCGGACGAAGAGAAUGGAAUUAAAGAAGAUGUAUUAACAGACUCCUUAACCAAAUCAACUGAUACUAGAACCAGAUUCAGAUCAUCUGCUGUGCUGAAAGGCAGGGAACGUAAAACCGAAAACGCCCAGACGCAGACAGAAUGGAGCUGGCAUGACUUAUCAUCAGCAAAUGUAAUCGCUAAUGGAUUUCCAGAAAGUGAUAAUACAAACCUGUUGGUUUCAAAAACAGCAGAUGAACUUGAUGCUAAAAUUAAUGACUCAGUUAAAGACAAUUCUUUAUACACCGAACAUGUCGAGGGAUGUGGGGAAUCAGAGGAAGAAAAUGGAAGGGCUCAUGAAAGGCCUAGUACACCAGAGACAGAUUCUAGUGUAUCCAGUGAUAUUUCACUGAAUGACUCCGGUGAUGAUCCACAACACCCAUUGGCUGUCGAACAGCUUGAUUUGACUGUUGAUGAUGACCAGCUUGCCAUGACAGAAGACCAAAUAUUUUGUGAAUAUUGUCUAAAGGCUACAGAACCUUUUCCAACAGCCGAACAGUUAGCAUCACACCCCGUGCAUAAAUUAUUUUGCUGUAAGAAACGCCAACUAUUAUUUCAGCAUUUUAUCAUGGAUGGAGAUGAGUCCAAUAGUUAUGAGCAAGAAGAAACAAUUAGGCAACUUGCUCAAUUUGAUGAAGACCGAGACAACUUGGAGAAACUGAAGGAAGAGUUUUACAAUACACACUCACAGGACUAUCUCAUUUCACUGACAAACUAUUUCAGCAUGUUUGGAUCAUUUUUUGCCAAGGAUACAAUUUCAUUUACACUGUCUGCAGUAGACCGACAAGAUCAAGAUGAAUCAAAUUGGAUUUCAGAUCCUAAGUAUAGUUUGGAUGAUUUGUUCAUUUCCAUGCCAUCAAUAUAUAAUCAGCAGCUAAAGAGACCCAAUGAACUCUCCAUAGAAUGUUACCAAGCAAGGAACAACUUCAGCAUUCUCUUUCCAGAUGGAACAGGACAGUUUUUCUAUCCAUCAGGAAAUAUAGGUAUCUUGAUCAUCUGCUCUGACCCAGUUCAAUACACGUUUAUCAUUUUGGAGGAUGUUGAGCAAAGACCACAUAUUCAAGCUGUUUUCAUGAGUAAUGGCCAUGCAGCCUGUUACCAUCUGAACGGGACACUUUGGAUGGUUCUAGAUCCCUUGGGUGGCUCCUACUUUGAUGAACAUGGAAGACAAAAGAAGAAAUGGAAAUGGUGGGAUUUCAGCCAGCAUGUGCAUGCUCCUCCCUUUCAGUCCAUUCAUCUGAAACUCAAUUCAAACAUUGACGUGCACCUUCUAGCACAAGAUCAAAUCUAUGUUACGUUCUCCAAGGAGAAGAAAUUUACAUUUAAUGUUGGAUCUAAACUACUGUUGAAAGAUCCCAGCAAUGACAAACUGCUUAUGGGCCCGGAGGUUGACGAGGAAGAAUACUACCUUAGAUUCAAGCAUUUUCAAAUUUACAGCCUUUUUGCUAACCUUCAAAAAUCGAUAAGGAUUCCAAGUGGCCUACAAGACAGAAUAAAUAGUAUUGAAGACUUUGUUUUACAGCUAAACAAAUCAAUAAAAUAUCUAAGAAAACUUACAAGAAAACGGAAUCAGGUGAACUUCACAAAAAAGUUACCCAGUGAAGCAAUGGAAGCAAAAGACAAAGAACUUGUGAUAAAAUAUCGAGAGAGAAAUAGCAAAGAGGUCGAUGGACUUUCCAAUGAUGGGACAUUGCUACUUAGGGAUAAAUCACAUAAAGACAUAGGCAAGGACAUCAACAUUCAGUCCAUGAAGGACCCUGGAAGGCAAACACUUAUCAAAACGUCGAAAAAAAGUAUCAAAAAGCCUAAACACAAAACCAACAAAUAAGCACAGCAUCCAACUUACAAUGAUGGUUUGUUCAUGAUUGGUUACUGUAUCUGUGGCGUGAAAUAAGUAAAAAUUAAAAACAACUAAUGCAAAGUGUUUUAACAAUGUUACAUAUUUUAUAUCAAAGAGCAUCACUUCACAGCUAUUUCACGUAACCUACUGUAUCAAACAUUAGAAUAGACGUUACCACUAGUUGCACAUUAUGCUUCUGCAUUAUUCAACAAGCUCUCUUAAAUAAACUUUUUGCUUUCUAGUUAACAAUGUCACUCUCGGCAUUGUAUAGCCAUACAUGUACAUGACUAAACCAUUCAUAGCAAGGUUAUUUCACUUUUAUUUACAUAAACUAAUACCUAAUUUUAUUUAAUGUAUUUUAAGACACAUUAUUGUUUGUUGCAUUUUUGGGUUGUUCUGUUUUGCAUGCACAAUUAAAAUUCUGGGCUUGAGGCAUGUUGGGAUUGGCUUCCCAGAGAGACAACUGUGAGAUAUGGAUCUAUCUUAUAGGAAAAUUAUACCCCCAGUAGUCUGGAACAAACGAUGAUACCUUCCCAUUCCAAAGUUCUCCCUCACCAGAAGGCAUGUUGGGAAGGCAUUUGUGCAGUCUGGUUGUGAAUAUAGAAAUAUCUCCACAAACCAAAUGCAUUUAAU
Messenger RNA from Pelobates fuscus (common spadefoot toad), 2908 nucleotides. RefSeq names its product glutamate rich 6B (gene ERICH6B). The transcript has 15 exons. NCBI's taxonomy places the organism in Eukaryota, Metazoa, Chordata, Amphibia, Anura, Pelobatidae. Bases 158 to 2263 code for a protein of 701 amino acids. The record is from RefSeq and is a predicted model, not a curated record.